Molecule: messenger RNA, 1041 nt
Organism: Dentiscutata erythropus
Lineage: Eukaryota; Fungi; Glomeromycota; Glomeromycetes; Diversisporales; Gigasporaceae
Source: the annotation of a GenBank genome assembly
AUGGAAGAGACCGAUACAAAAUAUAUUCUUUCAAUUGAUGGAGGUGGAAUUCGAGGUAUAGUUCCUGCCAAAAUACUCGCAGAAAUUGAAAAAAGAGUAACUGAAGAAUUAAAAAAAGAAAAUCCUAAUGCUGAUAUGAGAUGUGCCGAUUUUUUUGAUAUCCUUGCUGGAACUUCAACUGGUUCUAUACUUUCUUUAGCUUUAGUUGUACCUGAAAAUGAUCGUCCAAAGUAUAAUGGUUCAUUUAUGGUGGAUUUUUUUCAAAAACAUGGAAAUGAAGUCUUUCCUAAUUAUUCUCCUUUUGGACAUGUUGAUAAAUUAUUGAAGAAUGUCACUAAUGUAUUCAAAGGUGUUGAUUUAUCCAACAUGGCUAGUAAUGUUGUUAAUGUUGUUAAAAAAGAAACUCUUAAAAUUGAGACGAAUAUUACAAAUAUAACUGAAUCUGAUAGUAAAGAUAAUAAUGGAUCUGAUGGUAAAGCUGAAAAAAAAGGGUUUGUUGAAAGAUUUGUUGGUUUUCUAAGCCCAAGUCCAAAUUCUCCUGACAAAGAUAAAACAAUUAAAAAUAAUGAAACUAAUAAUAGAGACAUUGGUGAAAUUAAGAAUAAGGUGGAAGAAAGUGUUUCAACAAGUAUAACUAAUGUAACUAAAAGUAACACUGAAGAUGGAGCUAUUAGUAAUACUGAAAAUGUAACCACUGAUGUAUCUAUUGACACGAAAGAUGACAAAACUUUUAAGGAACAUUUAUUUGAAUUACAAGAAUUUUUAAAAUCUUAUGAUCCUUUUGGUCCAAAAUAUGAUCCAUCUGGUUUUGAAAAAUUAUUAAAUGAAAAUUUUAAAGAUCUUAAACUUAAAGAUGCUGUAAAUGGUGUGGAAGUAUUUAUUACUUCUUAUAAUCUCUCCCAUGGUAAACGUGUCUUUUUUUCAAAUUUAACCUCUGAACAUGAGGAUUGUUUAAUGAAAGAUAUUGUACGUGCAAGUGCUGCUGCUCCCACUUUUUUCCCUGCCAAAAAUUUAUCUAGUAAAUAUUAUAUAGAUGGUGGU